This is a messenger RNA of Podospora anserina S mat+, 2685 nucleotides long. RefSeq lists its product as uncharacterized. Gene Ontology annotation, cellular component: nucleus. Gene Ontology annotation, biological process: DNA-templated transcription; regulation of DNA-templated transcription. Lineage: Eukaryota; Fungi; Ascomycota; Sordariomycetes; Sordariales; Podosporaceae. Gene Ontology annotation, molecular function: DNA-binding transcription factor activity, RNA polymerase II-specific; zinc ion binding; DNA binding. The transcript has 3 exons. The record is from RefSeq and is a predicted model, not a curated record. Bases 1 to 2685 code for a protein of 894 amino acids.
AUGUCCACUUUGAGUCCCGGCGAUGCGGGAGCAUGGCCUGCUGCCGCCAACGGUGCCUCGUCCGAGUACCCUGAUGCCGGACUGAACAAUGACACCGCCGCCGCCGAAGACAAUGCGCCGGCCCGGCCACCGCCGAGGAAACGGAGGAGGAUCGUGAUCUCUUGUACCGAAUGUCAUAGGCGCAAGCAAAAGUGUGACCGACAGCUCCCUUGCACGAACUGCAUCUCACGAAACAAACAUAGCGCAUGCCACUACGAAACCGGUGCGCCGACAGCAAGACAACAGCAGAGACGCCAACAGCUAAUUGUCCCUACGAGUGGCACCGCCGAUGGCGCAGACGGUGGUGGAGGGGCCUCCAACUCGGGUUCAGGCUCCGGCUCAACAACCACAGCCACCUCCCCUGACAUGGGCAAAUCCCCCAUCACGUCCUCUUCAUCAACGACAACCCACCACACCGGCAGCGAUCUCUCCGAGCACAUCGCCACCAACGGAGGUAAACCCGUCACCAAAGUCGCGUCCGAAACCUUUGGCUACUCCGGCGCCGGCACGCUCGGUUUCCUCCGUAAAAUCGAAGAGUCCACCACUGGCGACGAAAACCUGCCUCCCCCCCCCGGGCAACAUACCUCGAUUGACCAAACUACACCCUCCAUCUCAGACGGGUUGACAAGAGAGAAGUACAAAUCCUUGAUCCGGCAACUCCCUGCGAGGGUCCACAUCGAGAAGCUAGUCGACAUUUACUUUCGGGAGUUCAACUGGCAGUAUUACGCCCUCGACAGGACUUUGUUCGACAGCUUGCUCGCGCAAUGGUACACCCUCCCCUUUUCCAUCCUCAGUCAAGGCGGGCCGUCCCAAAUCCCGCUAUCACUGAGGCCGUUUCCGGGGUUGCUGUUCAAUAUUAUUGCUAUUGCUCUCUUGACCCUUUCGUCAGAUGACAGGGAGUUCGAGGGGCUGUUGUAUGCAGGGUUGAAUAUGACUUUUGAGGAUUUGGCGAAUGAUUACUCUGACUCUGGGCUGCAAGUUUUGCAAGUGCUGGGCAAGAGAUCAAUGACGCUCACGACAGUCUUGGCUGGGUUUGCCAGGGCGAGUUUCCUCAAAUAUGUCGGCUUGGUGACGGAAAGCUGGCAUGCGAUUGGGAGUGCGAUUAGAGAUGCGCAGGAGAUUGGGCUGCACAGGGAUAGUUUGGAUCCGAGGCCUCCUUCUGGGGCGACGUUGCAGGAGGUGUUGGAGGUGCAGUGGGAGGUGCAGAGACGGAGAAAGAUAUGGAUGACGCUUGUGGUUUGGGAUGUGCACAUGGCUGGCGUGCUGGGUCGGCCGACGACGAUCAACCUGACGGCCGUGCCGCCGAGCUUGCCGGUUGAUGUGAAGGGGGACUCGCCGGUUGCCAGCCCUUCGGGGGAGUUGAUGCCGAUUGUGGAGCGGGGGGAGAAUGAGCCGCCUACGCCGUUGACGAGGGCGGUGUGGGCGUAUCAUCUUAUGGCGCCGAUGAGGGAGAUUCUGGAGCUGGAGAAGGAAGGGCCGUGCCCGAGGGAUUUUGCGAGGGUGGAUAAGCUUCAUGAGGAAGUUGUUUCGAUUGAGAAGAAGACGCCGCCUUUUUUCAGGUUGGAGAAUCCGGACACGAGGUUUGAUGAUAGGGAGGAUUGUUACUGGUUGCCGUUGGCGAGGGCCAAAGAGUCGGACGGAGGCGCUCAAGGCGAGUUUGGGGAUGUUGAAUGCGCAGAGGUUGCACUUCAUGGCGCUGAGGCCGGCUUUGUACAAGACGUAGGUCACCCCUUAUUACCCCGACUCCUGUUGCCAUUUCUAACCCAACCCAGAUUCGCCCUCUUCUUUGGCACCUUUGACGCCAUCGUCCUCAUGGCAGCAAUUUACAUUCUCUUCCCCCGUGAACACCCAGAGCUCGUCCAGUCCGCCCUUCAACACUUCCAGUGGGCAGUCGAGCGCUUCGAGGCAAUGUCUGAGCGCAACGCUCUCGCCAAAGCAGCCCUGGGUGUCCUCCACGCUGUCCGUCUUCGCCUCCGACGCUCUCUCGAUUCCGUCGCCAACAAGUCACAAUCGGCCUCAUCCGGCACCAGCCCUUCAACCACCACAACAGUCACCUCCAAAGCCAACCCUUUGUCCCAGUCCUCUUCCUCCACCGGCACCAACGCCGCUGCUUCCAGUGGCGGCGGCCACCACUGGGAAACCCACACCCCGCGCCGCGCCUCCCGUUCCUCAUCUUCCACUGGCGCCGGUAGCGCCAUCUCCCCCAACCCUCUUCAGGUCCCCCUCGGGCCCUUGGAUUUCUCCCAACCGGGAAGCAGCACCUCUGUCACACCAACAACAGACCGCAACUUUUACUCUGGUGGGCAAGUAGACUGGACGCUGCCAAGUGACUUUAACUGGGCUUCCCUUCAACCUAUAUACCCCACACAUGAUUUGAUCUUUAAUGAUUUAGUCGGCGUAGGGGAUACAAAUGGGAACGGCCUGAGUUGGGACACGAGAACUACUGUCCCUGGGCUGGGGGGGCUGACUACUGUUGUUGGGGGGAGGGAGCAAGUCCAGCAGCCACCGCAGCAGCAGCAGCAGCAGCAGCAGCAGCAGGGGGUUCAAGGUCAGGGACAGCAAGCGGGGGUGAACUGGCAGCAGUUUGAGGGUGAUUUUGGGAAUGAUAGCGUUUGGAGUUUGCUGAAUCAGUUUGGCCCGAUGUAG